UGUGUAAGGCUCUACCCACACCAGAAACAUUGUUUUGAAACAAAGUUUGUAAACUGUUAGGAAACAGUUUCCAAACAAUUUACGAACUGUGAGCACUGCGAAGGGUGCUGAUUCAGUACCCUCCCGAGGCUUGCAGUGGAAGCACUAUGUGGUCCACAGAAAAAACCCUAGGACUCAUUGAGCUCCUUCACUCAUCCCCAGCACUGUGGGAUGCAUCCUGUAUGGAUUUUAAGAUUAAGGCAAAGAAAACGGACGCCGUGAGAGAGAUUGCUCAUAAACUUUCCGUGGACGAGAGUGAAUUAGAAAAGAAGAUCAAGGCUCUCAAAGUACAAUUCAGAAGGGAACACUUGAAACUUACUUCACUGAAAAAAAGUGGAACUUCCGCGAAGAAGUAUGCAUGGUUUGGUUAUGAGCCGCUCCUGUUUCUGCUGCAGGGACGAGGGGCCAGAGGAAGCCAGCCCGCAGACGCGACGGAGGGAGAGAAGACUGACGCUACAGUGAGGAGUGCUGCCCACCAGGCUGCCGCACCUCAGAGCGCCUCCAAGCCUCGUCCUUCCUCGCCUAACAAAUGGAUUGACGGUAGAGCGGAAGAAACAUUUCAGAUGAUUAAGUCUUUAGCAGAACACACCAUCAAACGGGACGAGUAUCAUGUAUUUGGUGAAAACGUGGCUCAUAAACUGAGGAACUGCGGGAGAAGCAGGCAUGAGGUGUCAUUUGCACAGCACAAGAUCAAUGAGAUAAUCUUCAACUUGGAAAUGGGUUACUUCGGGGAGGACACCAAUCAGUUCCCCGAUGCACAUCUCAUAUUCAGGAAUUCCGUGAAUCCAAAAGAGACAAUCGAGCGAGAGCCACCACCAAACUACAACUAUCGAAACAAACACUGGCCAGGCAGAUUUAUCACGGCAGGCCAGAGCAGGAGAGAUCGAGAGGUGACAAGCACUAAUCGUGGAGUGCAGACCAAACCUGAGGAAUUCUACGUAGCAUGUGUGCUGAUGGGUGAGGAACUAGGUCGUUCUUUAUAG
Portunus trituberculatus (swimming crab) is the source of this 1022-nucleotide messenger RNA. RefSeq lists its product as uncharacterized. The record is from RefSeq and is a predicted model, not a curated record. Lineage: Eukaryota; Metazoa; Arthropoda; Malacostraca; Decapoda; Portunidae. The coding region runs from base 147 to 1022 and encodes 291 amino acids. The transcript has 5 exons.